This is a messenger RNA of Dendrobium catenatum, 1350 nucleotides long. Its product is annotated as glucan endo-1,3-beta-glucosidase 11-like. The record is from RefSeq and is a predicted model, not a curated record. Gene Ontology annotation, cellular component: plasma membrane. NCBI's taxonomy places the organism in Eukaryota, Viridiplantae, Streptophyta, Magnoliopsida, Asparagales, Orchidaceae. Gene Ontology annotation, biological process: carbohydrate metabolic process. Gene Ontology annotation, molecular function: hydrolase activity, hydrolyzing O-glycosyl compounds.
UUUAGUAUUAAGUUGCUGCAUUUCCCUCCCACUCCGAACGACGAUAAAUCGACGGCCGGAUCAUCUUGCUUUCCUCCCGACAUAAAAUCUCCCAACGCUUUGCUUGCCCUGCACUCCUCUCUGAGCUGAGCUUUUGUUCUGAACACCUCUACUCUCACCUUUCUUCUCUAUCAACAAUGGCCGUCCAUUCACUGAUCCCCUUUCUUCUAUCACUCUCCUCGCUUCUCCCAACCAUUUCCUCCUCCUCAUCUACUGCCUCGCCGGUGAUCGGCAUCAACUACGGCCAAGUAGCAAACAACCUCCCAUCUCCCGCUGAAGUACUCCCGCUCGUCCGCUCUGUUGGCGCCGGCCGUCUGAAGCUCUACGACACUGACCCCACCGUCCUCCGCGCCUUCGCCGGCACAAACAUCGAGUUCGUGGUCGGCCUCCCAGACCAACUCGUCCCCAAAAUCCGGGACCCUGCCGCCGCCCUCUCCUGGGUCAAAACCAACCUCCAACCCCACAUUCCCCGCACCAAGAUCACCGCCGUCACCAUCGGCAACGAAAUCCUCUCCGGUAACAACACACUUCUCAUCCAAAGCCUGAUUCCCGCGAUCCAGUCCGUCCAUUCAGCCCUCGUGUCCCUCAAUCUCGAUCGCCAGGUCGCCGUCACCACCGCACACUCCCUCACUAUCCUCUCCACCUCCUACCCCCCUUCCGCGGGCGCAUUCCGGAGGGACCUCCUUCCUUAUAUCUCCCCCCUCAUCAAUUUCCUGAACAAAACCAGAUCCCCUUUUCUGAUCAACGCCUACCCUUUCUUCGCGUACAAAGCUGAUCCCAAACGGGUUUCGCUUGACUACGUCCUGUUCGAGCCAAGCGCCGGCGUGGUGGAUUCGGGGACGGGCUUAAGGUACAGGAACAUGCUGCACGCGCAGGUAGAUGCUGUCGUGACGGCGAUUGCAGCUGCCGGAGGGGGGAAGACAGUGGAGGUUAGGGUUUCAGAGACGGGGUGGCCGUCGGUGGGCGAUGAGGACGAGAUUGGGGCGACGAUGGAGAAUGCUCGGAGAUAUAAUGGGAAUUUGAUGAAAAUGGUGGCGGAGGGAAAGGGGACACCGAUGCAGCCCAGAUCGCCACUUCAGGUGUACGUGUUUGCUCUGUUUAAUGAGAAUAUGAAGCCCGGGCCGGCGUCCGAGCGUCACUACGGUCUCUUUAAGCCCGACGGCACUCUUGCUUAUGACAUUGGGGUUUCAGCGCCCACCGUUAAUUCAACGACGAGCGGCGGUGAUGAUGGCAUUGGCAGAGGAGAUGAGAACUCGCCGUUGUUCGGCUUUACUUCCCCUGGCAGUUACUACACAGUGUACUCUGCAGUGG